This is a messenger RNA of Vespa crabro (European hornet), 978 nucleotides long. Its product is annotated as histone-lysine N-methyltransferase SETMAR-like. Gene Ontology annotation, molecular function: nucleic acid binding. The coding region runs from base 1 to 978 and encodes 325 amino acids. Lineage: Eukaryota; Metazoa; Arthropoda; Insecta; Hymenoptera; Vespidae. The transcript has 4 exons. The record is from RefSeq and is a predicted model, not a curated record.
AUGCCUCAAGAACAGGUGCGCCUGACUGUCCUAGAAAUGUUCCAAAAAGACGAUGGAAUGUUAUUAUAUUGGGUCGUUCGGAAAAUCAUUUCAUUUUUUGCCGACAGAGGAUUUAAUUGUAAAAAUGCUGUUCAUACCAGAAAAAAAUUAACCGAUGUGUAUGGAGAAGAUGUGUUGACAGUACGCCAGUGCCAGAAAUGGUUUGCAAAAUUUGGAUCUGGCACUUUUGUUGUCGAAGAUGCACCACGUUCUAGAAGGCCGGUUGAAUCUUAUGAAGACACGAUAAAGACAUUAAUUGAUGCAAACCGGCGAAUAACAACACGUGAGUUCGGUGAAAGCUUAAAUUUAUCAAAUUCAACUGUUUAUGACCACUUGAAAUGCCUUGGUAUAACCCCGAAACUCGAAAUGUGGGUUUCCCAUGUUCUCACGGAGAGAAAUUUGUAUCGUCACGUUGAGGUCUAUGAUUCAUUUCUCGAACGUCACGAAAAUGAUCCAUUUUUGAAGCGCAUCAUUACUAGGGACGAAAAAUGGGUUGUAUAUAUCAAUGUCAAACGUAAGAUAUCAAGGAACAAAAAAGAUGAACCAGCUCGAAGCAUUUCCAAAGUGGACAAACUGAAUGGUGCACUUCAACAGAAAAAGCCAAAAUUAAUCAACAGAAAAGGUGUAGUGUUCCACCAAGAUAAUGCGAGACCUCAUACAAGUUUGGUCUCUCGCCAAAAGCUCUUACAGCUUGAAUGGGAUACAAUUCCACAUCCACCAUAUUCUCCAGAUCUGGCACGUUCAGAUUAUUAUGUGUCACUGCAAAAUUUUUUAGACAGUAAAACCAUCACUUCAAAUAAAGAGUCGAGGGAAAGUUAUGGGAGUGCCUCUAGAACUAAUGCGACUAUCGGUCUUAGAAACAUUCCGACUAGACGAGACAAAACUAUGAAAGUCCCUCAAGAACCAAUGCGAAUAACAGACAUAUCAAUUUUACGUUAA